GAAGAAGAAGGCGAUCGAAUCUGCUAGUUUCAGUAUAGUUUCAGUGUCAGCAUUCAGGGCAGCUCGAACCAUUCAAUAGAGAUGGCCGUGGCCCAAAAUGCUCCAGCGACAGAGUCUCACGACUCUCUCUUUGCAGAAGGGUACGCCUAUUCGGUCCGCACCUGGGGCGGUCGCAUCCAGGAACAGUCGAGGGAGUGCCGGAGCCUGAGCCAUCUCGGCAUACUGAUGCCCCUCUACUUGUCCCCCAUCGCCUACCAGGGCACGGUGAGCAGCCUCUGUCUCUACUGCAUCCUCAUGCCGCUCUUCUUGUGGGCCUUCAACUCGCUGCCGAUGCCGCUGGUUGCUUUCCUGCAUAUUGUCAACCUACCACUCUUCGGCAUUAUAGGCGUCGAACAAAUGGCCCGGGAAUACCUCUCGACGGAGGGCGUAACCGUGGUCCUGCUGGCGAUGCUGGUCAUAGCUGUCGAUUCCGGUACUACCUUCAUUCCGCGCGCGGCCUACUCAGUAGUUUGCAGGUUCGGCAUGCGUCGUCGGAGACUGUACAUCACUGUCUGUGCUGCAGCCUUAACCUGUACCAUGCUUUGCGCACAGACAGUUGUAGCGGUUCCUCUCCUGUUGGUGGUAGAUCGGGUUGUGUGCAUACUCUACCACGAGAACUUGGACAACACCGCGCAGACGACUGUAGCCUGCCAGAAGCCGGGCCACCACACCGGCUCUUCUACACGCUCCAUACAGAGCCCUACUAGCGACAUACUUCUGAACAAGCUUGCGCAGGUAGUUGGGGCCAUGAAAGACGAGAAGAACGACUCCAAGACGACACCGAAGCACAGCGAAGCUAGCGAAGAAGACGGUCGACCUGCAGUGGUCAUUAGCGUCCAAGAAGGCUCCGAAACAGGGUUAGGGCUCGACCAAGAAAACGAAAUUAAGCGUGCAGCUCCCAGCGAGAAACCGCAAGGCGAACAUCGCACUGAACAAACUCGCAAGGCAGUCUUCAAAAUCAGCACACCAGACAACAAACCGCCUGAAGGAGGGUCAGACGAGACCAAGAAAUCAGGAAACACCGUUGAAGUGGUGGUAGUGGACGAAGCUGGUUGCUCUCCGUCAGACAAAGCGGCGUCCCCUGGAGCAGAAAACCUUAACAUUGCGCGCAUGCGGAGAGCUUCCAUCCUGAAGCUACCCGGAGCGUGCAGUGCCAUCUCGCGUAGAAUGUCUUCCAGCGUUGACUUCAAAGAAGAGAGCCUUAUCGGCAGCCCAGCAGCUGAAUCGACUGGUCGUCCCUCUGGGAGGCUGCUGUCCGACCGACGUAGAUCGCGCCUUUCAACGUGCAGUAACACGUCGGUGGGCGAUGACAGCCUGAGCGAUUGGCUCCGCACGCGAAAAUACGCCAGGCGAAUUUCGCUACGAUACCCCAUGGGCCGUGAGAACGCCGGCGAAGAGUCUGCCCACGGGAAGGUCACCCGGCCGCCCUCCAGCACAGGUUUAUUAUCGAGCGGACAAGCAGCGGCGGCGGCGGCAGCGGCGUCUGCAAAGGAUGACAUGACGAGACGCCGUGUUGAGCUUCACAACGCCUUCUUGUGGGGUCCUUCUUUGAUGACAGUCCUUGGGAACAUCUCCAAUAUCUGGUUCUUUCCUGUGGGAGACGUCUUCGAAAAGAUACGCCAAGACCCACAGAAACCUCGCCUUACUCCGGUAAGGCUGUGGUCCAUUACUGCACCUGGGUCCCUGGUAGCUUCCCUUUUCACUGGCGUCUACCUCUAUUUCUAUUUGAGGAUCUUCAAACAUGAACCUGUCGACUGCUUCACUGAGCACCUGAGCAUCAUGGACGCCGCACGAAACAAACUCAAGAACGCCGGGCCUGCAACCACCAUCGACCGCUUGGCCUGCGUUUACAUUGGGGUCUUCUGCCUCACCUUCUACCCGCUCGUGAUCAUGGGACAUGACGCCACGGAGAUGCAGCUACGUAUCCUCUGUGGAAUGGUACUGGCGUCUACCUUGCUUAACCACGUGGUCCAGAACGCUGUCCUCAGUCGAAACAGCAUCGGUCUCAAAAUGCCGUGGGGUGUGCUCUUCGUUAUCGGUGCUGUCCAGAUUAUAUCGGUUGUCGUCGAGAAGUACAGCUUGCUGGAGGAGAUGUUCCAGAGCAUAUCACCUAACUUCUGGCAAGACUAUUCACCGGUGUCCGUCCAGGUAAUUCUGGCAAGCAUCUCGGCAGCGCUGGCAGAGACGAUGGACCGCAACACACUCAGCAGGAUCGUCAUACCCAUCGUCACGGAGAUUGCAGCACGGAUGGAGGUGUACCCUCUCUACUACGCGAUACCCGUGGUGGUUGCGGCUUCCACUAACGUCAUCAUGCCAAUAUCUACACCUUUGGUCAUUUUGCACGAAAUUGGCCAUGUACCAAUGUGGCAGAUGCUGCUUCAUGGUAUCCUGUUGAAGGCUCUGCUGGUGGGUGCAGUUCUGCUCAGCAUGAAUACCACGGCCCAAAUGAUCUACUCGUGGGGUACUCAGGCGGCGCCAGACCAGUGAUGACAGCGUCCGUUGGGACUAAUAUGUUCAUACGAAGAAUACAUUCAGUUCGUAUUCACUGUCGAUAGAGCUAACGGGGUGUAAAUAUUACUCAAUAUAGCUUGCUGUUGCACAAAUGAUUAAAGAUUCUUCCAAACAGUA
Molecule: messenger RNA, 2667 nt
Organism: Ornithodoros turicata
Lineage: Eukaryota; Metazoa; Arthropoda; Arachnida; Ixodida; Argasidae
Exons: 16
Coding region: 82-2526 (814 amino acids)
Biological process (GO): citrate transport
Cellular component (GO): membrane
Molecular function (GO): succinate transmembrane transporter activity; citrate transmembrane transporter activity
Source: RefSeq, a predicted model, not a curated record